Phytophthora nicotianae INRA-310 is the source of this 1032-nucleotide messenger RNA. RefSeq lists its product as hypothetical. The record is from RefSeq and is a predicted model, not a curated record. The transcript has a single exon. NCBI's taxonomy places the organism in Eukaryota, Oomycota, Peronosporomycetes, Peronosporales, Peronosporaceae. The coding region runs from base 1 to 1032 and encodes 343 amino acids.
AUGCGUCAAGGCCGUCGCUACCUCUUGCGAGUAAGACGCGAGGCGACAGUAACGCCAGCCAGUGCGGCGUUCGACCCUAGAGAGACGGCGAGGCACCCUUCUGCGCGUGUGGUGGAACGCCAUAGUGUUGCUGGAAUGCCGUUCCCGGAGAGUGGUACGCCUAGAAGGCAAGAAAUGACGCCAGUUCGGGCAGUGGAGACGCCGACAAGGAGGGCCGGAACGCCGACGUCGGACUCUGCGUUGCAAGAGAUGUUGGUCGACACGUUUAGGCGGGAACGUCAGAGGCUGUUGAUCUCGGCUGGAACGCCGACAAGUACGCCACAACCUGCAAGGGCGAGGCCUGUGUCGCGCCCAGUGCCGGCGUCCACAGGGAGCAUCUUCGUCGGUCAGGCUCGACCGGCUAGUACGACGAUGCUCGAGUACCAAGGUUCGAUGGCUCCCAGGGCGGCGCUACCGGCGCCAGCUUCGACGCCAGUGGCGAUGCCGAUGGCUGCGAUCCCGUCUUACGGUGAAGUGACCAUUCAGGUACCGAGAACCAGCAGGAACGAUGGAGGGAACGGCGCGGCACGCCGGAGUGCUCUGUACCCGCCGUUCCAACCUCCGAUAACGCCUACAGCUGGGUGGAACUCUGAUAGAAUGCUACCCGCGUGGUCGCCUGCGAGCAUGGGAGGCCAUGGAUGCUGUGAGAACUUCAGUGGUCGAGGAGGAAGUUAUCAGACGCGUUCGGCGUACCCUCAAGGGAUUGUGAUGAAUCGGACGCUCGACCACGGUGGUGAUUAUGCUGUGCAAGGAAUUGAAACGCUCCUGGGACGGAACGAGCCGAUAGUGGGCAUCCCAACUGAGUUGCGGAACGCCGUGAAGGUGAUCGUUCCAUUUUAUUCUGACACCGCUACGAGUGAAAGGGCGGCGGCGUUUUGGCGUUCUUUCGAGAAGUGCACGCAUGGUAUGGACGGCCAGAUGAGGUUGACGGCGUUCGAGCAGUGUCUCAAGGGCAAGAUUGGUCAAGAGUGGUGGUACAACUCCAGCUUUUGA